Tripterygium wilfordii is the source of this 2050-nucleotide messenger RNA. Its product is annotated as glutathione gamma-glutamylcysteinyltransferase 1-like. Gene Ontology annotation, molecular function: glutathione gamma-glutamylcysteinyltransferase activity; metal ion binding. Gene Ontology annotation, biological process: phytochelatin biosynthetic process; detoxification of copper ion; cellular detoxification of cadmium ion. NCBI's taxonomy places the organism in Eukaryota, Viridiplantae, Streptophyta, Magnoliopsida, Celastrales, Celastraceae. The record is from RefSeq and is a predicted model, not a curated record. The coding region runs from base 68 to 1576 and encodes 502 amino acids. The transcript is spliced from 8 exons.
CAGCGUUACUUGAUCACAGCUAAAAUUAUUCUCUAUAAAUUCUAAAAUUCGCAAGAGAGCAGAAACAAUGGCGAUGGCGGGUUUGUUCAGACGACUCCUGCCUUCCCCUCCUGCUAUCGAUUUUGCCUCUUCUGAGGGAAAGCAACUCUUUAUUGAAGCCAUUCAGGGAGGGACAAUGGAAGGAUUCUACAGGUUGAUUUCUUACUUUCAGACACAAUCAGAACCGGCUUAUUGUGGAUUGGCCAGCCUUUCCAUGGUACUAAAUGCUCUAGCAAUUGACCCCGGAAGAAAAUGGAAGGGGCCUUGGAGGUGGUUUGAUGAAUCGAUUCUCGACUGCUGUGAGCCUCUAGAAAAGAUUAAAGCCAAGGGCAUCUCAUUUGGGAAGCUUGUAUGCUUGGCUCACUGUGCUGGAGCAAAAGUCGAAUCUUUCCGUACAAGUCAAAGCACCAUAGAUGAUUUUCGUAAGCAUGUCAUGAGGUGUUCGGCUUCUGAUGAUUGUCAUGUGAUCUCAUCGUAUAACAGAGCGACAUUUAGACAGACAGGAAGUGGUCAUUUUUCACCUAUUGGGGGUUAUCAUGCUGGAAGGGAUAUGGCAUUGAUCUUGGACGUUGCACGUUUCAAGUAUCCUCCUCAUUGGGUACCACUAAAGCUUCUUUGGGAAGCCAUGAAUAAUUAUGAUGAAACAACUGGACAGCGCAGAGGGUUCAUGCUUAUAUCAAGGCCUCACCGAGAGCCAGGAUGUCUUUAUACUCUGAGUUGUCGGCAUGAGAGUUGGGCCAGAAUUGCUAAAUAUCUAAUAGAUGAUGUUCCCCUCCUCUUAAGAUCAGAGUUGGUGAAAGAUAUUGAGAAAGUUCUCUCUGUUAUUUUUGUUUCACUCCCAUCAAAUUUUGAGGAGUUUAUCAAGUGGGUUGCAGAAAUUCGGAGGCAAGAGGAUAGUGGUCAUAAUCUAAGUCAGGAGGAGAAACAAAGGCUAUCUAUCAAGGAAGAGAUAUUGAAACAAGUGCAGGAAACGGGUCUUUUUAAGCAUGUUACUGCUUUCUGUUCAUCAGCAAAUUCAUGCCGCAGAAACGUGUUGAGAUUUGGUCUUGAACGCAGUCUUCCUGACAUUGCUGCUAGUGUCUGUUGUCAAGGGGCAGAAAUUUUGGGUGGUAAGGCUGGCUCGUCAGAUGGGUACUGCUGUCGGGAAACAUGUGUGAGAUGCUUAAAGGCUAAUGGUGACAAGCCCGUUACAUUGGUGUCUGGGACAGUCGCAGAUGGUGGCAGUGAACAAGGACUGGAUGUGCUAAUUCCUUCGUCCCAGAUGAAACUUGCGCGCUGUCGCUGUGGCCCUAGUGAUUCCGUAGGGAUGUACCCGGCAAGUGCUGAUGUUCUUACAGUAUUGUUGCUGGCCCUUCCUCCAGAUACAUGGUCUGGAAUUAGGGAGGAGAAGCUCUUGCAGGAAAUAGAUAGACUUGUGUCGGCAGAGAAUCUUCCGUCUUUGCUUCAGGAAGAGGUUUUGCACUUAAGACGUCAGCUCCAUAUUUUGAAGAGAUGUCAGGAGAACAAGUUGGAUGACCUUGGUCCAUCUCUUCUCUAGCCUCUCUACCUUCCCUAUUCUGUCCUCUCUCGUCUCAUUUUCUAGCUGUAGGUAUUAUUGUGGGUCAAUCUAUUGGAGAGCUGGGUACACAACUAACAUUAGGAACUUUUCAUACCGGCGGAGUAUUCACAGGGGAAUAUAUUUAGCGUCUGCUACGACUCAAGUGAGGGGCAACUUAUUACUGUAUUUUUCCACACCAGCAGCUGGUUUUCAAAGCAUGUGUAUUCCCUCACUUGUUUCUUUGUGAAUACAUGUUUACAUGGUUAUAUCUCCUUGUCGUCUAUUAGGGCACUGGCUUAUGCACAAAUGAUCUCCCACAAGGAGUCUGUCUUCUCUGCUCUGGAGGAGGUGGGUUAGAUUUCUUUCCGAAUCUUGUACAUGAAAUUUGUAUGCAUUAUCUUGGCACGAGUGGUUUGCGGAUUAUUAUGUGAAUCCAUUGGACACUCAAAAAAUAGUAGUUACCAAAAUGAGAGG